Molecule: messenger RNA, 2096 nt
Organism: Nanorana parkeri
Lineage: Eukaryota; Metazoa; Chordata; Amphibia; Anura; Dicroglossidae
Gene: ARHGAP25
Product: Rho GTPase activating protein 25
Exons: 11
Coding region: 127-2091 (654 amino acids)
Biological process (GO): phagocytosis, engulfment; actin filament organization; negative regulation of small GTPase mediated signal transduction
Cellular component (GO): phagocytic cup
Molecular function (GO): GTPase activator activity
Source: RefSeq, a predicted model, not a curated record
UCACCUGCUGAGCUAAGCAGCGGAAAGAGGAAGACUGCUGGUGAAUUAACAUGCAGCUGUUAUCUUAACAUGGUGAAUUUGCUUUGGGCCUGAGGACUGAAUUAUCAAACACCUGGCGUCACCGCCAUGUCUCUGAAACUGCCAGGAAAAUGGGAUUUUUCCUUGAAAUCUGACUUUGCACGUAAAGCGGUCCGAACGGUCAGCAUGAUGACCAGUGACCAAAGCUUGUCAGCUCGGCACCUUCACAAUUCCUUGGAGAAGCCGGUGAAAAGCGGCUGGUUGAAGAAGCAACAGAAGAGCAUAGUUAAGAACUGGCACAACAGAUAUUUUGUCCUAAAGGGGCAGCAUCUCUGGUACUACAAAGAUGAGGAUGACCAGAAACCGCAGGGCUUUCUGUUUUUACCCAGAAGCUCAGUUAGUGAGGUCUCCUGUAACCCUGAUGACGUGGGGAAAUACAUCUUUGACAUUAUUCCAGGGUUAUCUCUUGACCCCAACAAGCCUGUUCCAGAUGGCUACACCCUUAUGGCUGGUUCAUCGACUGAGAUGGAGGAAUGGGUGAAGGCCAUCAAAAAAGCAGCUGGAUUUCCAUCAGGAGCUGUGUUUGGCCAGCGUCUCGCAGACACCAUAGUAUAUGAAAGGAAGUAUGGAAGGCACUUGGUCCCCUUAUUGAUGGAAAAGUGUGCAGACUUUAUCCUGGAGAAUGGCCUGAAUGAAGAAGGGAUAUUCCGUCUCCCUGGACAGGAUAACCUGGUCAAACAGCUAAAAGAAGCUUUUGAUGCGGGAGAGCGACCAUCAUUUACCAGUGAUACAGAUGUCCAUACAGUGGCUUCUUUGUUUAAACUCUACCUGAGGGAGUUGCCGGAGCCAGUUUUCCCUUGGUCGCAGUAUGAGGACUGUCUUGCUUGUGAAAAUACUAUGAACAUUGAUGAGGAGAAGGGUCAUGAAGAACUUCGAAAACAAAUAAUGCUUCUUCCUAAAGAAAAUUACAAUCUCCUUUGCUUUAUAUGCAGAUUUCUUUACAAAGUACAAAAUAAUUCCAGUGUAAACAAGAUGAGUGUAGAAAACCUAGCCAUGGUGAUUGGCGUCAACCUUCUAAAACCAAAGACAGAGGACCCAGUGGCCCUAAUGAGAGGAGCUCCUCAGAUCCAGAAGCUGAUGACAGUCAUGAUCAGCCUCCAUGAGAAGUUCUUUCCUAAAACCAAUGAUCAGCCUCCAGAACCUGCUUCCCAGAAGAACGAUUUCAAAAUGGGACAGGUGCCACGCAGUUCAGUAGGCUGGGAUGCUGCUGAAGAAAGCUUUUCACCUUCAGGAGAUCCUCCUAUAGUUCAUGGGAAAAACACAAGUGAUUCCCGUGGUUCCUCCACCUCUGAAGAUAGUACGUCCCUUAAUGAAGACCAUUACUCCUUGCUUACAGACAACUCAGAAUCAUGGAGUACAGCUACUAGAAAACGGACUCAAACUCUGCCUAUUACAAACUUUAAUAUGCCCAGAAAACAAGAUGACAGCAGUACCAGCACUUUUAACAAAGCAGACUUUUUUGCCAGUGAUUUUUGGGGGUCCCCAAAUGGAAAGUCAAAUUUAUUGUCAUCUCCUGGCCACAAGCGGACCCUUUCAGAGGAAUUUUCCCAACAGCGUAUAUCAACCUAUGAUAAUGUCCCUAUACCUCAAAGUGGCAGUGAUAGCAGCAAACUGUAUAGCUCUGGUGCCGAAAGUCCUGUAACUAAGGAAAGUAAAGAACCUAAUAAACUCAGUUCUGGCGUCCUUAGAAAUGGCGUAGAUUGCCUUGUUCCUGAGAAUAGUGAAGGCAACAGUUGUGGCUUGUUGGUCAAUGCACUGGAGGAAAUGAAAGUUCACAAGAAACAACUUCAAGAAAGAGUGAAAAGCCUAGAAAAAGAAAACUUUGAAGUGUGGAAAAAAGUAGUCAAAUUAAAUGAAGAUAUGGAAAAAGAACAGAAUCAGCGGAAGGCUCUAGAAAUCACAUUGCAGAACAUGGAGCGAUCACGAAAUGACGCAGAGAAGAGAAACAAGCUCCUGGAGCAGGAAAUCCAAGGCUUUGUGAGAGCAAUGAGCCAAGCGGGAAACAAGCCGUAAUAGAU